AUGCACCAGCAAAAGCACAAGUCCUCUCAAGAGUCCACCAAAUUGGUCACUCAAUAAUGCCCAUUAUCUCCACACUCAUCGCCUUGCAUCUCUCUCUCUCUUUUCUCUCUCUCUCUCUAUAUAUAUUUGUAUAUGUAUGUGUGAAUGUUAUUACAAGUCUAAGGCCACCAAAAACAGUCUUUUACUGGCAAUUGAAGUGGGAAAACAGGCCUCUCCUUCUCUCUAGAAGUCCUUUUUUUAUUUUUCUAUCUCUAAAGCAAGGAUUUUAAAGUUGAUUGAAGGAUUUGUGGGUUAUUUUUCUUUGAAUCUGUUAUCAAUCGAGCGGGUUGUGAAGUUCACUCUACAGUUGUAGACAUAUCUGUGAUGGCGCUCUCUACAUUUUCAUUUCCUGGGCAUUUUAACCGGGCAGUAACUUCAGAUAAUCAAAAGCACAGUUCAAUCUCUCCUCAUGUGUUCUGGGGAACAGAUCUGCUUUGUCAAUUCCAUCAGAAGCACAAUCAGGUUUGGAUUGUCAAGAAAAGGCCUGGUGGGGUUUGGGCAUCACUGUCAGAGAGAGGGCAGUAUUACUCACAAAGACCAGCCACUCCUCUCUUGGACACUAUCAACUAUCCAAUUCACAUGAAAAAUCUGUCUGUGAAGGAAUUGCAACAACUUGCAGAUGAGUUACGUUCUGAUGUCAUCUUCAAUGUCUCGAAGACUGGGGGUCACCUUGGUUCGAGCCUUGGCGUUGUGGAGCUCACGGUGGCUCUUCAUUACGUCUUCAAUUGUCCUCAAGACAGGAUACUUUGGGAUGUUGGUCAUCAGUCAUACCCACACAAGAUAUUGACUGGGAGAAGAGAUAAAAUGCACACAAUGAGACAGACAAAUGGGCUGUCAGGAUUCACUAAGCGCUCGGAGAGUGAGUAUGAUUGCUUUGGCACGGGUCAUAGUUCAACCAGUAUCUCAGCAGGCUUAGGGAUGGCAGUAGGAAGGGAUCUCAAAGGAAGAAAAAACCAUGUAGUGUCUGUUAUAGGUGAUGGUGCCAUGACAGCAGGUCAAGCUUAUGAAGCAAUGAACAAUGCGGGGUACCUUGAUUCCGACAUGAUUGUUAUUCUUAAUGACAACAAACAGGUCUCUUUACCCACUGCUACUUUAGAUGGGCCCAUACCACCUGUGGGAGCUCUGAGCAGUGCUCUAAGUAGAUUGCAAUCAAACAGACCUCUCAGGGAACUAAGAGAAGUUGCAAAGGGAGUUACCAAACAAAUUGGUGGGCCUAUGCAUGAAUUGGCUGCCAAAGUUGAUGAAUAUGCUCGUGGGAUGAUCAGUGGUUCUGGAUCAACGCUGUUCGAGGAACUUGGACUCUACUAUAUUGGUCCCGUUGAUGGUCACAACAUAAAUGAUCUUAUUGCCAUUCUCAAGGAGGUUAAGAGCACCAAAACAACCGGUCCUGUCCUGAUUCAUGUAGUCACUGAGAAAGGCCGUGGAUAUCCAUAUGCAGAGAAAGCUGCAGACAAGUACCAUGGAGUGGCCAAGUUUGAUCCUGCAACUGGAAAGCAAUUCAAAGCCAGUGCUAAAACUCAAUCUUACACAACUUACUUUGCCGAGGCUUUGAUUGCAGAAGCAGAAGCAGACAAAGAUGUAGUUGCCAUCCAUGCUGCGAUGGGUGGUGGAACAGGCUUAAAUCUUUUCCUUCGCCGCUUUCCUACUCGAUGUUUUGAUGUUGGGAUAGCAGAACAGCAUGCUGUUACUUUUGCUGCAGGACUGGCCUGUGAAGGCUUAAAACCCUUCUGUGCAAUAUACUCAUCAUUCAUGCAAAGGGCUUAUGACCAGGUAGUACAUGAUGUGGAUUUGCAGAAGCUUCCAGUGAGAUUUGCAAUGGACAGAGCUGGUCUUGUUGGAGCAGAUGGUCCAACACAUUGUGGAUCUUUCGAUGUCACUUUUAUGGCAUGCCUCCCAAACAUGGUAGUGAUGGCUCCUUCCGAUGAGGCGGAGCUUUUUCACAUGGUUGCAACUGCUGCUGCCAUAGAUGACAGGCCCAGUUGUUUCCGGUACCCGAGAGGAAAUGGGGUGGGUGUACAGCUGCCACCAGGAAACAAAGGCAUUCCUCUUGAGGUUGGAAAAGGCCGGAUAUUAAUUGAAGGGGAAAGAGUGGCACUCUUGGGCUACGGAGCAGCAGUUCAGAGCUGUCUGGCUGCAGCCUCCUUGGUGGAAUCCCAUGGUUUACAAUUAACAGUUGCAGAUGCGCGCUUCUGCAAACCAUUGGAUCAUGCUCUUAUUCGCAGCCUAGCAAAAUCACAUGAGGUUUUGGUUACAGUAGAAGAAGGAUCAAUUGGGGGAUUUGGUUCUCAUGUUGCUCAGUUCAUGGCCCUUGAUGGUCUUCUUGAUGGAACAACAAAGUGGAGACCAGUGGUUCUUCCUGAUCAGUACAUUGACCAUGGAUCACCGGCUGACCAAAUUGCCCAAGCCGGUCUUACACCAGCUCAUAUUGCAGCAACUAUAUUCAAUAUACUUGGACAAACAAGAGAAGCUCUUGAGAUCAUGUCAUAGAAAAGAUGCCAGGUUUUCAUCUCUCUCUACAUUGUACAAAUAUGUUAACUGAAAGAAUUUACUCUUUCCUUGUGUAAAAAAGUAUUGUUGAUAUUAACCCAGUGUAGUUAAAUAACUUAAAUCCGAGGUAUCAACCCGCAGCACCAAUUUGCUGAAAGAUACUGAGGAUCUCUUGCUGCUUAAACAUGUGAAAGAAUUACAUAGAAUCUUUGUAACUGUUAGCUGGUCAAAUCAUUCUUAAGGUUAAAUAUAUUGGCAAUCAAAUUCUGCUUUUCUUUA
Molecule: messenger RNA, 2805 nt
Organism: Cornus florida
Lineage: Eukaryota; Viridiplantae; Streptophyta; Magnoliopsida; Cornales; Cornaceae
Product: probable 1-deoxy-D-xylulose-5-phosphate synthase, chloroplastic
Exons: 10
Coding region: 364-2526 (720 amino acids)
Biological process (GO): chlorophyll biosynthetic process; terpenoid biosynthetic process
Cellular component (GO): chloroplast
Molecular function (GO): 1-deoxy-D-xylulose-5-phosphate synthase activity
Source: RefSeq, a predicted model, not a curated record